Molecule: messenger RNA, 839 nt
Organism: Musa acuminata AAA Group (dessert banana)
Lineage: Eukaryota; Viridiplantae; Streptophyta; Magnoliopsida; Zingiberales; Musaceae
Product: salt stress-induced hydrophobic peptide ESI3
Exons: 2
Coding region: 266-430 (54 amino acids)
Cellular component (GO): membrane
Source: RefSeq, a predicted model, not a curated record
UUUAAUACCUUUGGAAAUUAUGAAAGGGCGGGUACGUGGCUCGCAGCACAACACGCGGCUGCAGCAGAAUGUUACGGCUCGCCACGUACACCAUCAGCUUUCCAUGAGCAAGCUUGGGUGGGAACCACGUCCACUACCCUGUCAGUCACUCUUCUCUGUUCCAGUGCAUCCCACCUUCACGGUCUCGUGCCUUCAUCAUCCAACCAUCACAAGGCCACCGUGAAGCUGUACGGCUUUCAGGUACUUUAGAGAGAGAGAGAGAGGAAUGGGGUCAGCGACGUUCCUGGAAGUGAUUUUGGCCAUUUUGUUACCACCUGUGGGUGUCUUCCUCCGUUAUGGCAUCGGUGUGGAGUUUUGGAUUGACCUGCUGCUGACGAUACUGGGCUACAUACCAGGAAUAAUUUACGCCUUGUAUGUGUUGGUAGGGUAGUCAUAGUGCCACAAUUUUGGAUGCAACGUAGAUGGAGAAGUAAUUAUAUGGGCAUGAUGAAUGUAUUAAGGAUAGAUGGUGUUCCAGGAUCACUUUUCCUUGAAAUAAAGAAUUCUCGUGUGUUGGCAAACAUGGUUCGUGAGUUGAAAUAGAAUACUAAAAUGUGUUACUACUCUGUUCACUUCAUUUCAUAUACGAUAGCAGUACAGAUAAUUUAAAAUGCUACAUGUUAUGCUUGAGGUCUGGAUUAUAAAACAAAAGGUGGGUUGGAUGCUUCCGAGGCACUCGAGAGAGGGAUAAUUUUCCGUGCCAAGCUAUCGAUGGAAGACUGGAACCCACAGCAUUAGUGAAGAUGCUACGGACGUCAUGCUAAAGCAAAGUGUCGACAAUCUCAUGGUGAUAGCUAACU